Molecule: messenger RNA, 1308 nt
Organism: Eutrema salsugineum
Lineage: Eukaryota; Viridiplantae; Streptophyta; Magnoliopsida; Brassicales; Brassicaceae
Product: amino acid transporter AVT1H
Exons: 3
Coding region: 1-1308 (435 amino acids)
Biological process (GO): amino acid transmembrane transport
Cellular component (GO): vacuolar membrane
Molecular function (GO): amino acid transmembrane transporter activity
Source: RefSeq, a predicted model, not a curated record
AUGACGGGAGCGAGUAUUUGCGUUGCGUGUGUUGAGGAAAAUAAAAGGUGUGAAUGUGGCCACGAAAAACAGGUUAAAGAUGAUUUGGGCUCGGAUCAUAAAGCCUCUGAUGAGAAUAGUUCCUUUCUUCAUUCAGUUAUCAACAUGGUUGGUAUGCUCAUUGGACUAGGCCAACUAUCAAUGCCGUAUGCCGUCGAACACGGCGGUUGGAUCUCAAUCUUGCUCCUGAUAUUCCUCGGAAUCCUCACGACUUACACUUCACACAUCCUCGGAAACUGUCUCCGCCGCAACCCCAAAUCCAAAUCCUACACAGACAUCGGCUACUCCGCCUUUGGCCGUCACGGCCGUCUCGUCGCCUCCCUUUUCAUCUACCUCGAAAUCUUCAUGGCCUUAGUCUCUUACACCAUCUCCCUCCACGACAACAUCUCCGCCGCUUUUCCCGCCACUUUUACAAACCACCACGACGGUUAUUUCCCGGCGGCGAAGCUGACGGCGGUGGCGGUGGCGAUCGCUUUGCCGAGUUUGUGGAUAAGGGAUUUGUCUUCGAUCUCGUUUCUUUCUUCUGGUGGGAUUCUUAUGUCGGCGAUUAUAUUUGGGUCGGUGGUUUACACGGCUUUGUUUGGAGGCGUUAUUGACGAUGGGAGGAUUCCGGUUCUCCGGUUAAGGAAUAUUCCGACGGUUUCGGGAAUAUAUUUGUUCGGCUUCGGUGGACACAUUGUGUUUCCUAAUCUCUACACUUCCAUGAAAGAUCCCUCCAAAUUCACUAAGGUAUCGAUGGUAAGCUUUGCUACGGUGACGGCUCUGUACACAGCACUAGCAUUCACAGGAGCGAAGAUGUUCGGACCAACUGUAAAUCCCCAAAUUACCCUUAGUCUUCCAAAACAUUUACUAGUAACCAAGAUCGCUCUUUGGGCCACUGUACUAACCCCAAUGACCAAAUACGCUCUAGAGUUCGCUCCUUUAGCCAUCCAGCUCGAACGCAGCCUACCUUUGACCAUGAGCGAUCGCACCAAGCUCGUGGCUCGUGGUCUUGUCGGCUCCACCCUGUUACUAGUCAUUCUCGCAUUGGCUUUAACCGUACCUUACUUCGGUUAUGUCUUGAGCCUCACGGGAUCAUUGGUCAGCGUCACGAUCGCUGUCAUAUUACCGUCUGCUUUCUACUUGAAGAUAUGCUGGGACGGGAUGUCGAACUUCACAAGAGCUGCGAAUCUCGGGUUUGUUGUUUUUGGGUGCCUUCUUGGAGUUUUGGGAUCGUUUGAUUCCUCCAAGUUGCUUGUUAAAGAGCUCGUUCGCGUUCAUGGAGGUUGA